AUGGCUACCUACAUUCCUUUCAUCUUGUUUUUUGUUGUCUUCUCGACUUUCUUCUCUGCCAUUAACAGCAAAUUCUCUGAACAGUCCCCUCUAACUAUAACCAUGAAAGCCGUGGAAAAAAAGACAAGCCUGCACUUCUACUUCCAUGACAUUUCUAGUGGAAAAAACCAAACAUCCACAGCAAUUGCUCGGCCCCUAAACAUGACUGCAGCUGCCAACUUCUUUGGCAGCACUUCUAGGGCAGAUGUCCUAUUGAGAGAAGGGCCAGAACCAACUUCGAAGCUUGUAGGAAGAGAACAGGGAAUUUAUGCUUUUGCUUCUCAACAUAAUGCUGUGUUGCUUAUGGUGAUGAAUUCUGCUUUUGUGGACGGUAUCUACAAUGGAAGUUCCCUAAGUACUCUUGGGCGGAACGCCAUCUUUGAUAGUGUGAGAGAAAUGCCAGUUGUUGGAGGUAGCGGGGUUUCCCGGCUUGCUCGAGGCUAUGCCUUGGCAAAGACAUUUUCAUUUAAUCUAAAGGCAGGAGUUGCUGUCAUUGAAUACAAUGUGUCUGUUGUGUACUUCUGA
Molecule: messenger RNA, 564 nt
Organism: Populus nigra (black poplar)
Lineage: Eukaryota; Viridiplantae; Streptophyta; Magnoliopsida; Malpighiales; Salicaceae
Product: dirigent protein 19-like
Exons: 1
Coding region: 1-564 (187 amino acids)
Source: RefSeq, a predicted model, not a curated record